This is a messenger RNA of Rana temporaria (common frog), 2227 nucleotides long. Its product is annotated as zona pellucida sperm-binding protein 2-like. Gene Ontology annotation, molecular function: structural constituent of egg coat; acrosin binding. NCBI's taxonomy places the organism in Eukaryota, Metazoa, Chordata, Amphibia, Anura, Ranidae. The coding region runs from base 70 to 2169 and encodes 699 amino acids. Gene Ontology annotation, cellular component: egg coat. The transcript has 18 exons. Gene Ontology annotation, biological process: prevention of polyspermy; binding of sperm to zona pellucida. The record is from RefSeq and is a predicted model, not a curated record.
CCACCUCUCCUCUCUCAUCCCCUCUUUGCUGUGUGUUGGAGAGGUCAGGAGGAUUCCUGAUCCAUUAUUAUGAUCAAUAAGGAGAUUUCCCCCCUCAGAGGAAUGGGGGGGCCGACACCUUGGAGGAGACGCUUCCUCUCCUCUGUUUUUAGAAUUUUAUUAAUCUGCCGAUUGUUUGCGAUUUCUGAUGCUGCGCUGCUGCCGGACUUCCCGGGUCCUUUUACUUGUUCGGACGAUGGGAUCCAGUUAUCAAAGCCAGACAGCAUUUCCCUGAGAUCCUGGAAGAGUCUUCAUAUUGUAGAUCCCAGUGGAGAUGGAGUAGAGGCUUGUGAUCUUCAUCCAGAUGAAAGAACUCUAACUAUCCCAGAUGCCUGCAUCCAAUAUGAAGCUGGAAGAAAGAUCACUUACAUUUCCUUUACCAAACCAUUGAAGAAUCUAGUUUACAAGAUUGCUUGCCAUGAUAACCAAGCAGACUCUGCUAAUGAGGACCAGUUUAGUGAUGGGCCAGUCAUUGAGUGUGGAAAGGACUUCAUGAGGGCAAACAUAUCACGGACUAUCCCUGACUUCAGUGAUCAGGGUGUUUCUGUUCCUCCGAUGGCCACAUGGAUGGUGGUGAUCUACAACGGAACCCAGAAAACAAAAGUGAACAUUUCAACAGCCGGAACUUAUGGAUACAAAUUAACAAGUGACAGUGAGAACUUUAUGAUCCAGAUCCGCUAUGACGCCUUUGGGAUUAAUAAAAUAUCUGCCAGAAAUCAAAGCCUUUAUGUUGGAGACAUGGACAUCGUUAUGGAAAAGCUUAACCCAAAAAUCACCAUUGCAGUAAAACUUCUUUGUGCUACAGGGCCUUUCCAGUGCAAUGACACCCAUAUGGACAUCUAUGUUCCUCAGUUUGAUGGUUAUCUACAGUUUGUUGACAUUAACCAUGUACUAAUUCCAAUACCAAGUGGUAAGGAUGAGCUCCAGAGGCAAGGCUUGAUUGUUGACACCAGCAGUGGAACCCAAAUAACAUUCGGGAAGGGGAAGCUAAAGACUGUUCAAAAAACUGUCUGCUUGCCACCUUUCACCCUGGUCUUUGCGGUGGAUGAUAUUAGCGUGCCAAUGAGGCUUACUGGACUGUGCUCUGACCCGUGCCGUCAACUGAAUCCCAUUUCUACAGGAUGCUCAGGAGAUGGCUUUAUGACCAUUCAGGUUGUGUCCCUGCUGACAAGACCUAGUCUGAACUUGGAUACGGUGAUUCUGGGGGACGGUCAGUGCCAGCCAAUAACGAAGACGGACCAGUUGGUCGUGUUCAGCUUCUCUCUGACAGAUUGCGGCACAAAAAUGAGCUUUGUAGGUGGGGUUCUCGUCUAUGAGAAUGAGGUCCAUGCCCUCUGGAGAGAUAAGCCUAGAAGAAUAAUCUCAAGAGACAGCGAAUUCAGAGAGACUGUUCGUUGCCGGUACAAUAUCUCAGACGUGGCUUCAUUUGCUGUGAAUGUGCUGACGCCGUCUCCUCUUCCAGUCUCUGAAAGAUAUGAUGGUUCAAUUUCCUUUGUCCUUAAUCUCUAUCAUGAUGACUCUUAUGCAGUACUGUAUAAGGAUAACCAGUAUCCAGUUGUGAAGACUCUUCAAGAUCCCAUCUACCUCGAGGUGCAGGUUCUGAAUCGCAGCGACCCGAACAUUGAGCUGAUACUGAAUGACUGCUGGGCAACCAUGUCUUCUGACCCCAACGCCUCUCCUCAAUGGAAGAUUGUAGUAGAUGGUUGCGCAGAAGACCAAGACAACUACCUUACAGUUUUUCAUCCGGUCUCCAAUGUGGCCCUGCCAGAACACCGUAAGCGGUUUGAAGUGAAGGCUUUUGCAUUUACCGUGGAUGGUAAUGUAUCGACUAACCUUGUCUACUUCCACUGCAGUGCUCUGAUUUGCAGUAUCCAGUCUCCAGACUAUGCCCUCUGUACAAAGAGCUGUCCGGGUUCUAGGAGGAAAAGAGACGAAUUAUUUUUGAACAGACAUUCCAUGCUGGCCAGUCUUCCUGGACCAUUACUGUUUGUGGACUCUGAUCCUGCUAUGGUCCUCCAAGACGAGUCCAAUGUCAUCGAACAGAUCACUCUUGGGGUCCUGCCUGCCUUUGGUAUCGUCGCGCUGGUUGUCCUGGCAGUCGUGCUUCUGUCACACAAAGCAAAACCUUAAACUGUAUUUUCUUUGAACUGUAAAAAAAAUUUGUAAUAAAAUAUUUGAAACCCUUGAA